UGUAAAACAUAUUUUGUUUAUAAAACGGAAUUGUGACGAAUAAUUAAAUCAAUUUCUGAAUAAAAUGCUCACGGAUAGAGUGUUGGCCACCAAGGAGGCGCUAGUGGUGGCGCUGGGAGACAACUGGGAGCGGUACCGGGCAAACAUGAAGAACUGGUUUCGCAGCCGGUGGACAAAGGAAGAGUUCGAUGCGGAGUCUCGGAAAAUUCUUUCGCCCGACAAGUUGCAUCUUCACAAUCAGUUUUUGUUGGCCCUGCUCAACAAGAUCGAUGCCUUUGCUCCCGUCGAACUUACUCCACAAGCCAAUGUUCAGGCAAGCAGCAGCGGCUCUGGAGGAAACCGUAGCAAGAGGCGAAAAAGAAGCUCGCGCACCUUCGCCGAGCGUCUUAACUUUGAGAUGUGCGAAGUACUGGAUUUCGUGGGCGAGGACAACAUGCAGGUGAUUCGACCGCCGCCAAGCAUUGGAGGCGGCGAUCAGCAGCAGCCAAUGCAGCAGCAAUUGCCAUCACAGCGUUACUGCGCCCAGGAGCUCUUCCUACCCGAUGCCGGCUUCAUAAUGGGUCGAUUCCUGAUUGGAGCCUGGGAAAUCGGACUCGUUUCCGUGGACGACAACGUGGCUGAGUAUGUGGCGAUGGCCGUCCAGGUGCUGCUCAAGGACCUACUGUCAGCCAUUAUCAAAAAGCGCAAACACUACAAAACCAGUGGCGAAGGAAAUUUCUAUUACGAUGUGGGUGCUCCACUGCGGGAUCCAUCACUGCGAAAUACUGUUACCCGACAAAAAGUUGAUGACACGCCAUUGGAGCUGGACAAAGAGCUCAAUACGGCAAAUUUUAUGCGGAGGCAGAACGAUGAUGUGGUCUUUCUGUCAGCCUGCGAGGAAAUUGUCCCCAGCGAACGUACAGUGAUCACACUCAAAGACUGCCAGCUGGCCUUUAGGGAUCGCAACCUGAUCGGUUCCCAUGCCGUUUAUUCAAUCAAUAUGGAACGCCUCAACAUGAUGAUGCACUAGAUUAUUUUUUAAAAUUCUUUAUGCU
This is a messenger RNA of Drosophila bipectinata, 1034 nucleotides long. RefSeq names its product transcriptional Adaptor 1-2 (gene Ada1-2). Gene Ontology annotation, cellular component: SAGA complex. Gene Ontology annotation, biological process: regulation of transcription by RNA polymerase II. NCBI's taxonomy places the organism in Eukaryota, Metazoa, Arthropoda, Insecta, Diptera, Drosophilidae. The record is from RefSeq and is a predicted model, not a curated record. Gene Ontology annotation, molecular function: transcription coactivator activity.